AUCCGCCCCCUGCCUCAUCCAGGCUUCGCCCCCGUCAGUCUCCGGCAGCUUCUCGCGGCUUAGCAAGCCGCUUCCCGUGAUGCCUCGCGCCUGGGUGUAGCGGUUGCCGGGCAACGCGCGGUCCCUGGCGCGGGCGUAGCUGGGACCCGCUGGAAGAUGAGGCCGCGAGGCCUCCCGCCGCUCUUGGUGGUACUCCUGAGCUGCUGGGCCUCCGUGAGCGCCCAGACCGAGGCCACCCCGGCGGUGACGACAGAGGGCCUCAACUCCACCGAGGCAGCCCUGGCGACUUUCGGACCUUUCCCGUCGACCAGGCCCCCUGGUACUCCUAGAGCACCAGGGUCCUCCUCCGGCCCCAGGCCUACCCCAGUCACGGACGUUGCUGCUCUGUGUGUCUGUGACUUGUCCCCAGCACAGUGUGACGUCAACUGCUGCUGUGAUCCUGACUGCAGCUCUGUGGAUUUCAGUGUCUUUUCUGCCUGCUCAGUUCCAGUUGUCACGGGUGACAGCCAGUUUUGUAGUCAAAAAGCAGUCAUGUAUUCAUUGAAUUUUACAGCAAACCCACCUCAAAGAGUAUUUAAACUUGUUGAACAGAUUAGUCCAUCUAUUUUCUGCAUUCAUAUUACAAACUAUAAGCCUGCAUUAUCCUUUAUUAAUCCAGAAGUACCUGAUGAAAAUAAUUUUGAUACAUUGAUGAAAACAUCUGAUGGUUUUACAUUGAAUGCUGAAUCAGAUAUUUCCUUCACAACCAAACUGGAUAUUCCUACUACUGCUAAAUAUAAGUAUGGGGUUCCUCUGCAGACUUCAGAUUCGUUUCUGAGAUUUCCUUCAUCCCUGACAUCAUCUCUGUGCACUGAUAAUAACCCUGCAGCGUUUCUAGUGAACCAGGCUGUUAGGUGCACCAGAAAAAUAAAUUUAGAACAGUGUGAAGAAAUUGAAGCCCUCAGCAUGGCUUUUUACAGCAGCCCGGAAAUUCUGAGGGCACCUGAUUCAAGAACAAAGGUCCCUAUCACUGUUCAGUCAGUCCUCAUUCAGUCUCUAAAUAAAACGCUCACCCGACGGGAAGACACUGAUGUGCUACAGCCGGCUCUCGUCAAUGCUGGACACUUUCACCUUUGCAUGAAUGUUGUUCUUGAGGUAAAAUACAGCCUCACAUACACAGAUAGAGGUGAAGUCACCAAAGCUGAUCUGUCAUUCCUUCUGGGGACAGUUAGCAGUGUAGUGGUCCCACUGCAGCAAAAGUUUGAAAUUCAUUUUCUUCAGGAAAAUACCAAGCCAGUCCCUCUCAGUGGAAACCCUGGUUAUGUCGUGGGGCUCCCGUUAGCUGCUGGAUUCCAGCCUCAUAAGGGGUCUGGGAUUAUUCAGACCACGAACAGAUACAGACAGUUUACUAUUCUUCAUAGCACAGCUGAGCAAGACUGCUUAGCACUGGAGGGGGUCCGGACCCCAGUAUUAUUUGGUUACACUAUGCAAUCUGGCUGUAAACUAAGACUGAUUGGAGCUCUCCCGUGUCGGCUUGUAGCCCAGAAGGUGAAGAACCUGCUGUGGGGCCAGGGCUUCCCAGAUUAUGUGGCCCCUUUUGGAAAUUCGCAGGCCCAGGAUGUGCUGGACUGGGUGCCCAUCCACUUCAUCACCCAGUCAUUCAACAGGAAGGAUUCCUGCCAGCUCCCAGGGGCUUUGGUUAUAGAAGUGAAGUGGACCAAAUACGGAUCCCUACUGAAUCCACAGGCCAAAAUAGUCAAUGUAACUGCAAAUCUAAUUUCAUCCUCCUUUCCUGAGGUCAGCUCAGGAAAUGAAAGGACGAUUCUUAUUUCUACUGCGGUUACUUUUGUGGAUGUGUCUGCACCUGCAGAGGCAGGCUUCAGAGCUCCGCCAGCCAUCAAUGCCAGGCUGCCCUUUAACUUCUUCUUCCCGUUUGUUUGACAAUGCUCAUAUGAAAGGAUACAUCAAUUCCUUAAUAUACAUGUGAAAUUUGAAAACUGUACAUUCGAUGCGACUAAAUUUUAUAUACAACUAGAAAUUGUCCAGCUUUGUUGCUCAUUUUCAAGCAAGGCUAAAGUGUUCAACAUGAGAAAAUGUGAUACCUUUGACACAGUGUGGGGUGGGAAUGGAUGGGCAGCUCUUGGUGGUACUGGACCUUCCACAAGGCUGUGUCCACCCAGAAUCCAUGCUGGCAGGAGGGAGGCAGAGGCAUCAAACCAAACCUCUCACCAGGUGGCCCAGGAGGGGCAGCUGUUCCUCACAUGACAGCACAGGCCCAUGAGGCAGUGUCUUCUCUGCGGGGAGCUGGUCUGGGUCUAGUUCACUUCACCAAGAAGUCCAUGCUGUCGCAAUAGCUUGUUAAGUCUUUCAAUUUCUUGUUCCUAUUGCAAAAGCAGACAAACACUGGAAUUUACUUUGAGCCUCGCCAGGGAUGUGACAAUCAUUCAGUAAGCCCCAGGCACAGAGCCACAGAGAUGAAUGAAAGCUACACUCUGUGGCAUUCAGUCUGCUGAGGAGACUGCUACAAUUAUAGGCUCCACUGAGCAGCAGUGACAGCAGUGAGAAGACAAAGGUGGGGGACCUGGCAGAGCCCCAGGGUGUGGGAGUGGGCACAGCUUCAGGGAGGAUAUGAUGCCUGGGCUGGAUCUGAAAGGACAAGGCAGGCUCAGCCCAGGGAAGGGCGCUCUAGGUGCAUGAGCAGCGCUGUGCUGCAGGCGGCUGCUGCAGCAGAGGCCAGCUUCUCAGACGUCUUUUUGUUGUUGUUGUUGAGACAGAGUUUUGCUCUUGUUCAGGCUGGAGUGCAAUGGCGCAAUCUUGGCUCACUGCAACCUCUGCCUCCCAGGUUCAAGCGAUUCUGCUGCCUCAGCCUCCUGAGUAGCUAGGAUUACAGGCAUGCGCCACCACGCCCGGCUAAUUUUGUAUUUUUAGUAGAGACAGGGUUUCUCCAUGCUGGUCAGGCUGGUCUCGAACUCCGGACCUCAGGUGAUCCACCUGCCUCAGCCUCCCAAAGUGCUGGGAUUCCAAGCAUGAGCCACCAUGCCUGGUCCCCAGAUGUGUCUUACCUUCUCAGAGCAGCUGAACUCAAGGUGUUGAAUCUUGGCGGCCAAUUGUACAUUCAUCUGUUUUAACCUUAAGAGUUGCCGUUCUGAACGUGUCUUAACUGAGAUGAUAAUCCCUGAAAUAAAAUUGGGGGUCUCAGUGA
This is a messenger RNA of Macaca mulatta (Rhesus monkey), 3181 nucleotides long. RefSeq names its product tectonic family member 1 (gene TCTN1). Lineage: Eukaryota; Metazoa; Chordata; Mammalia; Primates; Cercopithecidae. Gene Ontology annotation, biological process: protein localization to ciliary transition zone; cilium assembly. Gene Ontology annotation, cellular component: MKS complex. The record is from RefSeq and is a predicted model, not a curated record.